Messenger RNA from Schistosoma curassoni, 979 nucleotides. NCBI's taxonomy places the organism in Eukaryota, Metazoa, Platyhelminthes, Trematoda, Strigeidida, Schistosomatidae. The record is from the annotation of a GenBank genome assembly.
GGAAGAAAGAGAGAGAAUAAGAUAGGUCCGAAAUCAUUUCUCAGUAUUCUGCACAUCAAGAUUAGAUCUCCCCUUAGUCUGCAAUACGAUAGGUUGCUGAAUGCAACCGGGUUACAUCAUCAUACAUGGCGUUGUUAAUAAGUUCUGUUUUUCUUUCUAUUGCAGGGUAACCAAGAAUAAAUGCUUUAGAAGAAGAAGAAGAGCAAGCUCUGCAUGCACUGAACCUACAGGAUGACUCCUAAGACUGUUUUGUAAACUAGCUCUCCGUUCUGUACAUAACCCGUCUAAAUUAAUUUAGACGAACCCCCUGUGAUUCCAAUGAAGGCUGCACCUGGUUCAACCCCUCCCCAACCACCACUGCCUGAAACUUCGUCAGAUUACUCCGUCUGGAAAUUUAAAGUCACAGCGUAUCUACAGAGUCCCAAUGGCCGAACAUUUCAACUACCUCGUAUCCUAUUUGAGUGAUGAAGCAGUACGAAGGGCUACAGCCGAUGGUUUCGCGGCAAGUAACACGCUUCCACAAAACUGGAGAAUCUUAGAUGACAGUUUUUCCGUGCCCGUGGACACCCAACAGGUGACGAUCCAGUUCUUAUCACGUCACCAAAAAGCAAGCGAGAACCCAAUCGACUACCUUAAUUCCUUGCAGCAAAUCGCGGUACUGGCAUUCCCUCGUUUAGAUGUCAUGAGACGAGAGGAAUUAAUACGCUCACGUUUUGUGGAAGGGCUGGUGCCGGGUCCACCAAGAGAACAUUUUCUUCGAAGCCCACCAGUUGAUACACCUGACUUAAGAAGAACAACACUACGUUUCCUGGCUGCGGACAAACUAGCGAAUUUAUCAGAUGCACAUCCACCAUCAGUGAUGGCUGUGGAACGACCCACAGGAUUUAGUGGCCUGGACAGUUUCCAGAGGACAAUGGCUGUUACCGACUUUUCCAGCCGGGGGCAGCCAAGUUCGAGAUGGAAUAGACAACCAGCAUAG